GUGUUUCCACCCGAGCGAGAAGUUGGUGAACAUGCGUGGGUCACAUUGAUCGUGAUCAAAUCUGUCAGUGUCAAUGGAAUAAAGUAUCUAAUGUUCGGUUAAUUAAAAAGCAAUUAUGUACUCGAAGAAAAUCGGAAGUCUGGUGUACGGGUUGUGCACGGAGACCAAUGCACUGCGUUCAGCAAACAUCAAAGGAUCGAGUUCCUCCGAAACCGCAAUUCGUGUCUUAUCCUCUUGGACAGUUUGUAAACAUCAGAGAUACCACUCUCUCCAAAGCAAGCCCCAUGACAAGUGCGACAGUCAACCAAGCACACUCUGGAAUAUACGGCCUCAAGCUCCAAGCGUUCGUCAGGUUUCCCACACCACGUUGGACCCUGGAGAGGUGAAGAAGUUCCAGUCCCUAGCCGACAAGUGGUGGAAUCAGCAAGGGGAGUUUGGGGCUCUGCACUCUAUGAACGACCUGAGAGUGCCUUUUAUUAGGGACAAUCUGUUGAGCAUCCAUGGCAGUCGAAGGCUUGGCAGUCCUUUGGCCGGCCUCAGGAUCCUGGAUGUUGGCUGUGGAGGAGGCCUGCUUACUGAGCCACUGGGUAGAUUAGGCGCAGACGUUCUGGGCAUUGACCCAGUGGAGGACAGCAUCCGCACUGCCGAGCUACACGGUUCGUUCGACCCACAGCUGCGGAGGCACGUGCGGUACCGGGCCUGCACGCUGGAGGAGCUGGCCCAGGAGGAGGACCCUGAGGCGGGCAUGGGGUCAGAGGGCUUCCACGCCGUGGUGGCCUCGGAGGUGGUGGAGCACCUGGCCGACCUGGACGUCUUCGCCAGCUGCUGCCACCAGGUGCUCAAGCCAGGUGGCUCUCUCUUCAUCACCACCAUCAGUAAGACCAACCUGUCCUACGCACUUGGAAUUGUGGCAGCCGAGCAGGUGUUAGGCAUUGUGCCGAGCGGCACGCACGACUGGGAGAAGUUCAUCAGCCCCGUGGACCUGGAGCGCCUCCUGGAGGCCUCUGGCUUCCAGGUGGAGUCGAUCCGAGGUAUGCUUUUCAACCCACUGUCGGGGUCCUGGUGCUGGGCUCAGAGUACGGCCAUCAACUACGCCCUGCACGCUGUGAAACGCUCCGAGGAACCACAACCGGACCGGGCCCAUGCUGACAAUGAGGAACCGGAGCAUGAGACAUUGUCACGAGCAGCCGCCUCUGGACAGAACUGAGAGAGAGAGAGAGAGAGAGAGAGUGUGUGUGUGUGUGUGUGUGUGUGUGUGUGUGUGUGUGUGU
Messenger RNA from Alosa sapidissima (American shad), 1271 nucleotides. RefSeq names its product coenzyme Q3 methyltransferase (gene coq3). The coding region runs from base 116 to 1207 and encodes 363 amino acids. NCBI's taxonomy places the organism in Eukaryota, Metazoa, Chordata, Actinopteri, Clupeiformes, Clupeidae. Gene Ontology annotation, molecular function: 2-methoxy-6-polyprenyl-1,4-benzoquinol methyltransferase activity. The transcript is spliced from 6 exons. The record is from RefSeq and is a predicted model, not a curated record. Gene Ontology annotation, biological process: ubiquinone biosynthetic process.